This is a messenger RNA of Acanthocheilonema viteae, 2430 nucleotides long. Lineage: Eukaryota; Metazoa; Nematoda; Chromadorea; Rhabditida; Onchocercidae. The record is from the annotation of a GenBank genome assembly.
AUGUAUCAGUUAUGGAUAUUGCUCUUAUUUGUCACUUCGCAAAUAAAUGGCGGAAAUUUGGAUUUAUCACGAAUGCGCAUUUGUCAGCUAAGAUGUAUCGCCAAAUGUGUCAUCGAUGAUGAGAAUGAUAAAACUGGAGAUAAGGAAUUUUGUUGGAAGACAUGUGGUAGUAAUUUAAAUGAAGAAUCAAAACCGGAGAUACCUAAACAUAUUGAAUGGGCCUACACACCAUACUAUUCCAUCAAUAUUACAUGGAAUGGUAAUGGAACAUUGUAUUUGUUGGAAAUGGCGAGAAAAUCUCGCGACAAUGAUAACAUUCAAGAAAUUCCUCCGACAUCACCCGAUAUUGUAAAAAAUCUUACCGUUCAAUCUAUGGAAUAUAUUAAUCAGUCAUUUAGUGAAAAUGGUUACUAUUCUAAUGGAACAGUCAAAUUAAUUUUACAAUAUCCAUCACCGAAAUACACUUGGCCAUUGGGUGAAAAAGACAUAAAGGUGGAUUUACUCUUUCAUAUGGUAAGCUGUAACAUUCCUGAUUUGUCGAAAGCAGUACCAGCGCCGGAAUUUGAGACAGGUGAGGAAUCGAGAACUUUAGUUGCUAAAUUUGGCGCGGAUUUGAUGUAUCGUAAAUGUCAAUUUUUGUAUUAUGUUAGUGGAGUUCAGAGUCAUCGUUGUGGUACAACGAAAACAAACAAUGAUUUCAAUCAAAAUUCGAUGAAACCAUUAAAAAUAAAUUGUGCCACUGUACAAAAUAGCCCAUGUAAUGAUAAUCCGUUGGUGUAUCAUCCGCCGAUGUGUGGUCAAGUGGAAGGAUUCAAUUAUCAUAUUCUUAAUGAUUACAUAAAUCCAGAUGAUAUGAACAGUAAUAUCACUGUCAAUGUGACAUUUCGUUCCAUGCUAAUGAAAAAAAAGCCACUUUAUUUUAUGGCUUUUUAUGGUGAUGCUAAACCAUUUGAUCGAGAGAUUGAUGUAGAACUGCUGGGUGUUGAAAUGCGACAGAUUUUGGGUAAUGCGACAAACUGUCCGAAAUUUAAUCAGAAUGGAACAUGUGCGGUUAAAUUGAACCUUAUAAAUGCAUCAAUAAUAAUAACAAAUUUGCGAAUGAACAAGCUUUAUGGUGUGACAAUAUGCGCCAUUAUUGAUCCGCAUAAUGUGACACAUCCGGAAGUGAACGGUGUCGCAUUGGGGAUGAAAUCAAAAGCCAAUAAAAUAUUCAUUGAUUCUGCAGGCUUGUUGACAGGAAUUAUUGCUGGCAGUACAGCAACUGUUGUGUUACUUCUUGUUAGCAUAUUUAUUUGGAUUCAACGAAAACAAAAUGCUAAAAUUAAAAUACAUCAGCUAAAACUCGAGCAAAUGAAAUACAACAACGAUUUAAGAUAUACCAAUUUGCCAAAAAAGCAAGAUAUAUGGGAAUUAGAGCGUCGAAAUCUUAUCAUUUAUGAUGAUCAGAAGCUUGGUUCGGGUGCAUUUGGAUCGGUUUAUAAAGGUCGAUUGAUUGGUAUUGCGAAAGGUAACAAGAAUGCUCAAUCUACCUUAGGUAUCAACCUGAUGAGAGCUGAAAAUUGCGACGUUGCUGUGAAAAAGUUGUUAGAAUAUGCUGAUCAACUAUCAAAAAGUGAAUUUCUCAAUGAAAUUUCAUUAAUGAAAACGUUGGGUUAUCAUGAACGAUUGGUCAAUAUGUUGGCAUGCAUUACAGAAACAGAACCAUACUGUUUGAUUGUUGAAUAUUGCUCGGAUGGUGAUUUGUUGCAUUUCUUGAAGAAACGAUGUGCUUAUAUGAUGAAGCUCACUGAAAUGGGUAUCGAUUAUGGUGGAUCGAAUUUGGAUGAAAAGAUAAAUUCAGAUUUGGUGAUAACGCUAAAGCAAUUAUUGAUGUUUGCUGUGCAAAUUAGUUAUGGCUUAGAAUAUCUUAGUCAGAAAGGCUUUGUGCAUCGAGAUGUAGCGGCACGUAAUAUAUUGGUGCAUGAUAAGACUAAUGCGAAAAUUGGUGAUUUUGGCUUAUGUCGAUACAUUUAUCGUGAUUCGGCCAACUACAAAAGUAGGGGUGGUCGAUUGCCAGUAAAAUGGAUGAGUCCGGAAGCUAUCAAAUAUUAUGAAUUCACUAUGCAAUCAGACGUUUGGUCAUUUGGUAUAUUAAUGUUUGAAAUUAUUACACUUGGUGGUACACCAUAUCCAGGUAUACAACCUGAUGAUAUGUUGGAACAUUUGGAUGCUGGUGGACGAAUGGAUCAACCGGAUAACUGUCCCAAUAACUACUAUGAAGUGAUGCGUAAUUGUUGGGCACAUGAACCAUCGUUAAGACCUGAUUUUGGAACAAUUCGACAAAAAUUGGCCAGUCAACUAGAAGAUAUUACAGACCAAUAUUCAUAUCUAAAACUUGAUAAUCAACGAGAUUAUUACAAUGUGGUAUAUGAUACAGAUGUUUUGGUAUGA